Messenger RNA from Botrytis cinerea B05.10, 273 nucleotides. RefSeq lists its product as hypothetical. Bases 1 to 273 code for a protein of 90 amino acids. The record is from RefSeq and is a predicted model, not a curated record. The transcript is spliced from 4 exons. Lineage: Eukaryota; Fungi; Ascomycota; Leotiomycetes; Helotiales; Sclerotiniaceae.
AUGGGCUCUUCCGACGAGGAGAGCGCCACCAGCAAAUCAAGCAGCAACGAAAGCUACGCCUCCGCCAAAUCUUGCUUUAAUGGAUCCAUGCGCUCUGUCGACUCGAUCAACAACGAUGGCAAGUGCAUCUCUAUUCAUCAUCAUCGUCACCGUCAUCAUAAUGGUCAUCUUGCUGACACUGUUCUUUCUACAGACCAGCCCUUUUAUCCAGCUUGCUCAUCAUUUGCUCCGCCAACUCCUACAGUAAUCGAAACUGGUGGUAAGAAAUUUUAA